Messenger RNA from Pecten maximus, 1209 nucleotides. RefSeq lists its product as uncharacterized. The transcript has 5 exons. NCBI's taxonomy places the organism in Eukaryota, Metazoa, Mollusca, Bivalvia, Pectinida, Pectinidae. The coding region runs from base 274 to 693 and encodes 139 amino acids. The record is from RefSeq and is a predicted model, not a curated record.
UCUUAAAAUUAUAAUAUGGGUCGAUUGGAGUCACCCAUAUAGCGUAUAUAUAUGUUCGGAAGAUUUAAAAUUUAGUUAAAUGUUCCAGAUAUGGGAAUGGAUUAAGGACGACACAGAGGGCAAAAGGGAUUAAGGACACGGAGGAUAAAAGGGUUUACUUAGAGAGCUGCCCGUUCUGAAUCUGGUACCUAACAACACUGAAUACUCCAAGAAAGACGAAAUUGCUGUGUGGCGCAGUAUAGAUUUUUUUUUACAGAAUAGACACUUUCUCAAAUGGCAUCCUUCCUCGAUGUUCGCGUGUGGAUGAUAGUAAUCGGAAGCUUCGGAAUUGCUCUUGGCUUUUAUGGGCCAAUGUUCCAGCAGUGCGCGAGGUACUGUUCCAAAGAUCCACCUGAGGUCAGUGGAGCCAUAAACGUCUGUGUCAAAGGAUGGGACAACUGUACCUACUGCAAAUUCUAUACUAACAACUGCCCCGAUAUCCAAGAAUGUCAAAAUAAAGCUGUGCCUAUUCCAUCGCAUGGAGAUCGCUGUAUGAUCUGUCCAGGUGUAGCUUGUGUCUACAACGGCCACGCGUACUUUGCACACGAAAUGUUCGAUUCGGUUGAUGGAGUAAACAAAUGUAUGUGUCUGAGGGGCGGGAAAGUGAGAUGUGACAAAUUCCACCUGGGACUGCCUAUGUCAUUCUGUUCGUAAGGAUUUCGCUGAUGACACGGAUGACAGAUUUCGUGUGUUCGGAAUUUAUUAGACAUAUGUUAAUAUGAUUGUAGUUUGUUAUAUAUAACUCUCUGUUUCCAGCAAAUGUCAUACUUUACCUUCUAGAAUAUCAAAAUUACAAUUCUUACAGAUAAAAAAACAGUUAUUGCUUUUGUGUUAUUUUAGUGAAUUCUGUUUUUUGUUUGAACUAUGAAACACCUUUACUAUAAAUGCGGUAUAGAUUGAUGAAUAACCAUGAGAUAUGUCAAACUGAAGAGACGAAUGUCUUCCUGUGUAAUCACAUGGAUGAAUUUUAACAUCGUUUUAUAAUGCUAAUUUCCUUGUAACAACUUGGGAUCGGCCUCUACUCAUAUAUAGUAGUUUGUGAUAUUUUCUCUAAUUCAAUACAGAAAUCUCCGGAGGAGAGCGUCUUAUGUUAUCAAGACAGGCGUACUUUGUUUAUCAUCAACUUACGGUUACUCAUUUGAAAAAAUAAAAGUACAUUAUAGUUUGAAA